Molecule: messenger RNA, 4856 nt
Organism: Octopus sinensis (East Asian common octopus)
Lineage: Eukaryota; Metazoa; Mollusca; Cephalopoda; Octopoda; Octopodidae
Exons: 15
Coding region: 232-2733 (833 amino acids)
Molecular function (GO): protein binding
Source: RefSeq, a predicted model, not a curated record
UAUAUAGAUAAGGUAAAGCAACCUUUCAGAUAUGUCGUAUUUAUAAAGUGAAAAUGAGAAUUUCCAAGAAAAGUACCUCCUACUUUGACAUCCUUCUCUACUGCUAUAGACACCGAUGUCUCUUAUACAAGUAUUUAUUGUGCUUAUUUGUAAAAGUCUAUGAUGAUGGAUCACUAAUAACAACUCUGUAUUUAUAUACAUUUAUAUAUAUAAUCAAUAAGUACUUUAAAAAUGUUUUACUUGUUACUUCUCCAGUACUUGGUACUGUUAGCAGAGACUGGUGCUACUGAAUCUCCGUAUGAAAUAUUCAGGAAUGAUGUUGAAAAUAUUGUCGUCACCAUGAACUCUCCCCAAGAAUACUGGCAUGUAACAUGUAGUUCUUCUGUGUACAAUAAGACAUGGUCACUUAGUGAACCAUUUUUUAAAAAUGACUCUCAUUAUGAAUUUGAAACCCAUGGAAAAAUGUAUUUUUGCCUCAAUUUAACAUUCUCCAAAAAUGAAAUUCUGAAUGAAAUCAAAUGCUACCAUAAAUAUAAUAUACCGCUUCGGCUUCGUCCUCUCUACGACUUCCAGAUUUCAUCUUCAGAAACAGCUGACCCUUAUAAAGCAUCACUAAAGCUGAAAGUAAUCCCAUCUUCUGUGGUAAUAGCGAAUGUGCAUCGCACAGUGUACAGAGUUAGGUAUCAGUCUGAUAGGGAAACCGAAUCACCGUGGAAGGUAAUAUCAAGUACUGCAAAACACUUUGCUUUAGACGACUUAACACCAUUCACUAACUACACUUUCAUAGCAGAUGCCAGGCCAUCUUUGGAAAAUGCCUUUUGGACUAAACCAAUAGAAAAAUAUUGGAGAACAGAAACUGCCAUUCCUUAUCCAGUCGAGACAUCUUAUUUUCGAUAUUACGAAUGGAGUUGUCCCCAAUCAACAAACCGAAGAUGUAUCACAGUAUACUGGCAGAGUUUACCUAUGGAAUUCAGGAAUGAUAUUCUAACAGGAUACUGUGUCCAAUACAUUGAUGGAAGUUCAACUAAUAACACUAAACAAUGCCUGGAUCCAAACAAUUUAAUAGUUGACUCUUUAUUUAAAGAGUUUCAAGAUCUUCCAAGGAACGAAACGCUUACAUUUUCCAUUGUGGCAGUAACCGAAAGUAAAAGAAUGUCGCAACCUGCAUUUAUACAAGUGAAAAACACAGCCCCAAGGAAGCCUACAGCAGUUUACGUGACAAAAAUAAGUGACAAAAUGUAUAAUGUGUCUUGGUUACUUGAACAGCCUCAGGAAGCUGUUAAUGUAACUGUGUUUUGGUGCCUGUAUAAGAUUACCUAUUCUGAUUUUGAAUGCAGCGAUGAAGGUGAAUGGAUUACAGUUGCAAAUGAAAGCUAUGUAUUGGUAAAUUACAGUUUAGAACAACUGCCUGUUUUUGCUGCCCAUGUUAGCACAGAAGAAGGGAGAAGUUCUUUAACAAAAGCAGAAUGUAUAUUCAUGCCUAAAAAAUCCACAAAACCUCGGAAACCUCAUAUUAAUUGGUUAGAAACUAAGUUUUCUCUUACAUGGCCUACACUGCAAUGUUCUGACUGGAAUGAUAUACCCAUUGCUUAUGUGCUGCAUUAUGCAGAGGGUAAGAGUUGUGAAAAUGGCAAGGGGAAAGAAUUUCCAGUGAAUGGGACAAAAGCAGUUGAAAAUGAUGUUGUCAUCAAUGGCCUAUCAUCAAACACAGAAUAUUCAGUAUGUAUACAACUGAAGACAAAGGAUGGACUAAGUCUAAUGAGUGACCCCACAAUAGGAAUGAUUAAAGACACAGAUUCGAGUGAGAUUUACCUAUAUUUGUUCAUGUUGUUGGUGACAGUUCUGUUCAUUAUAUCAGCCUUGUUUACAUGUAUUAGGAGCCACUGCAAGUAUGCUACAGCAAUUAAAGUUGCCACAAUAGACAGGGUUCCCAGUUACACUGAUCUGGACCACGAUUAUGAAAAAAUUCAAGAUGAUGAAAAUCAGUUAAUGGAUGAUAGUAAAUACACGUUUUUUCAAACUGGUGAAUCAGGUUAUUAUAGUUCCUACAAUUCAUCAGGGACUGAAAAAUCACUUUUUCCAAGUGAAGAAUUUUUAAAGUCAGCAAUACAUUUUCCUGAUUAUUUACAAGUUAAUGAACUGACAGGAAAACUUCUGGACAAAUCAAAAGAUGCUGAGAAUAUCAACGUUAAAACUGCUUCUCUAUGUAAUAAAACAGAUGAUAUUGAAAAUGUUUCCUAUGAGACAGGCUAUAUUGAUGAACCAGGAGAUUAUAGUCGAUUAUGUAGGUCUCCUGGGUCAGUCCCCACAUGUGUAGAUGGUAACAUGGAGGAAAAUGUCUCCUGUAGAACAGAUUAUGUUGACGAACCCAAUAGUUCUUUCAGUGAACUUUCAUCUAUGUCAGUCCCCACAUGUGUAGAUGGUAACAUGGAGGAAAAUGUCUCCUGUAGAACAGAUUAUGUUGACGAACCCAAUAGUUCUUUCAGUGAACUUUCAUCUAUGUCAGUCCCCACAUGUGUAGAUGGUAACAUGAAGGAAAAUGUCUCCUGUAGAACAGAUUAUGUUGACGAACCCAAUAGUUCUUUCAGUGAACUUUCAUCUAUGUCAGUCCCCACAUGUGUAGAUGGUAACAUGGAGGAAAAUGUCUCCUGUAGAACAGAUUAUGUUGACGAACCCAAUAGUUCUUUCAGUGAACUUUCAUCUAUGUCAGUCCCCACAUGUGUAGAUGGUUAACAUGGAGGAAAAUGUCUCUGUAGAACAGAUUAUGUUGACGAACCCAAUAGUUCUUUCAGUGAACUUUCAUCUAUGUCAGUCCCCACAUGUGUAGAUGGUAACAUGAAGGAAAAUGUCUCCUGUAGAACAGAUUAUGUUGACGAACCCAAUAGUUCUUUCAGUGAACUUUCAUCUAUGUCAGUCCCCACAUGUGUGGAUGGUAACAUGAAGGAAAAUGUCUCCUAUAGAACAGACUAUGUUGAUGAACCUGAUAGUUCUUUCAGUGAACUUUCAUCUAUGCCAGUCCCCACAUGUGUGGAUGGUAACAUGAAGGAAAAUGUCUCCUAUAGAACAGACUAUGUUGAUGAACCUGAUAGUUCUUUCAGUGAACUUUCAUCUAUGCCAGUCCCCACAUGUGAGGAUGAUAACAUGGAGGAAAAUGUCUCCUGUAGAACAGAUUAUGUUGAUGAACCAGAUUGUUCUUUUAGUGUGAAUGGUAACUUGAUGAAUAUUGUUUCCAGUAGCCCAGAUUAUGUUGAUGAACCAAAUGGUCUAGCCAAACUUGUACCUAAUCCUAUUCCUCCAUAUAAAAAUACGAACAGUAACAGGAGUAUCACAGAUUAUAUAACCUCUGAACCAGAUUAUAUUUCGGGAAUCCCCGAAGAAAGCACUAACUCUUAUAAAAGUAAACCUUUGAAGGGACAAAUUUUACAAACUGAAAAUAAAGAAAGCAAUCAUAUAGAUACUUCAAAGUUCAAUGGUAGAACAGUCGAAGAAAAUGUAAAAGUGAAUUGUAAUGAUGGUUAUGUACCACAUGAACACGUAGAGGCUAUGGACUCCUCAUUAGAUGAGGUUCAAGACAAAAAUAUUCAAAACGAAAGACAAGGAUUAUCUCAAAAUCCAACAAGAUCUUGUAAUCUUGUAAAUGCUAAUGUUCAUAAACCAUCAGAUUCUUUGCAAAGGCUAGAUAAAAAAAUGGAUAAAUUACAAGACACAGAACAAACAACAGGGACAGUAGAUUAUGUCAAAACAGAAAGUUUUCUUGGAUAUGUUUCUAAUGAAAUUUCACAUUUCACAUAAAAAAGAACUUAGAUUUGAAUAUCUUCAAAAAAUUUUUUAACAGAUAGUUUGCAAUAGGGAAGGUAUUUGCGUGUAAAAAUCACUUGCUUCAAUAUUGCAAUUUACACAAAAAAAUCAUUCCACUUAUGUCUGCUGACCAUCUUUGAUGACUAACAGAAGAGCAAAAAACACAAAAGCAAAUGAAACUAACCACAAAAAUGCACUUGUGAAUGAAGAAAACUUCUAAGCUCUUUAAAUAUUUAAACUUUUUUUUUUUUGUCUCUUUAAACAAACGCUUCUUGAGUCACCUUUUUGAAACAAUAUUUCAAUACCAAAAAUUUGUAUCUGCUCUUCUCAGCAAUUUAUUUUAAAAGUUGCUAAUAAAAACCAGCAUUAUUUUUUUUUUUUAAUGUCCUAUUUUGCAAGAAUUUGGGCUCUCACAGUGACUGCCAGACCUUCGAGAGUUGAGGGUCAACACUUAAAAUAUGCAUAAAAGGCAGUGACAAUGUUAUAUUGAAGUUGCAGGUGUUGUUUAAUCACUGCUUCUCCAAAGGCUUUCAUUCUUUUCUAUGCAGCAACACCCUGGUGUUAGAAGCAAACAAAGGAAUGGCUCUACCUCCAAAUCAUGUCCUCUACCCAAAUGUCCUAAUCUAGCAGACCUUCCGACUGACAUACCUGUGUGUGUUUAUAAAAUGCUUCUAUCCUAAACAAAUUUAGCUAAUUUCCUUUACCUUAAACCAUUUUCAAAUGAAACAAUAAGAAAUUUUAACUAAAAAGAAAAGAAAAAAAAAAUCAUAUCCAACAACAAAAGUGAAAGAUUUGAUGCUGCUGCUGCUGCUGCUGGUCAGGUAUUGAUAUUAAUUUUUUAAUCCCUUUCAGCACAGUCUGAAAUCAAUAAUUAAAAAGAUUUUAGAAUUUAUUAUCUUUUAUUCUAAGAUCAACUGAAUCUAUGGCCAUUUUUAAAAAUUGAACUAUGCACCAGACACAUUUGUCUAAUUCAGUGGUUUCCAACCAUUUUUUUUGUUAUUUGUCUGUAGACCGCUUUGAUUCCUAUUUCACUUGGAUGGACCCUGACAGCCUUUCAU